Messenger RNA from Eruca vesicaria subsp. sativa (arugula), 585 nucleotides. The record is from the annotation of a GenBank genome assembly. NCBI's taxonomy places the organism in Eukaryota, Viridiplantae, Streptophyta, Magnoliopsida, Brassicales, Brassicaceae.
AUGGAGAUAGCAACCAUCGAAAUGCCUAGCGGAAGCAACAGUAAGAAAACCAAAUGUCAGAGAAAUCAUUGGAAACGUUACGAAGACGACAAGCUUAAGCAACUCGUGGAACAAUAUGGUCCCCACUGGAACAUCAUUGCUGAACAUUUAUCUGGAAGAACAGGGAAUAGCUGUAGGCAGAGAUGGUACUAUGAACUUGCUCCAAACAUCAACAAGGGACCUUUCACCAAGGAGGAAGAAGAGAGGCUUUUCGAAGCUCAUCGGAUCCAUGGCAAUUGUUGGGCCAUCAUAGCCAAGCUGUUGCCCGGGAGGACUAAUAACGCUAUCAAAAACCAUUACCAAACCGCCAUGUCGAGACGCAGACGUAAAGGCUUCUCUUCCCCCCACUUCUCCGCACCUAGGAGUGAUCAGUUAGGAUCCUCAUGGAUAUCUAAUGCACAACAAGAAACUGAUCUUGAGAGGAGAAAGAGGAACGAGAUGGUGGAUCAUCAGGCAGCUACACCAGAUUAUGAGAAGGACUCAUCAGGAGAAGAUGGAACAUCCAUGAUGGAUCAUGGUGAAAAAGAGAGAUGUUCCUUUCUAUGA